Cuscuta epithymum is the source of this 1594-nucleotide messenger RNA. NCBI's taxonomy places the organism in Eukaryota, Viridiplantae, Streptophyta, Magnoliopsida, Solanales, Convolvulaceae. The record is from the annotation of a GenBank genome assembly.
UACUAAGAAGUUCACUUUAUUCUCUCGUCAAAAUCAAAAUACAUAAAAAUGGCGGUUAAGUUUGGCUCCACACCAGGGAAUGAAGCUGACGUGGCAGUGGUGUUGGUGCCUCUUCCAGCUCAGGGUCAUCUCAACCAGCUCCUCCACCUCUCCCGCCUCAUCUCCGCCCAAGGCAUCCCUGUACAUUAUGUCGGAUCCUCCACCUACAUCCACCAGGCCACGCCCUCGGUGUCAGAGAUUCAACCUCCGCCGCCGCCGGUUCUCGACACCACCACCAAAUUCCCUUCUCAUAUGAUGCCAGCGAUGCAUGCAACAAAGCAUCUCCACCGACCCCUUACUGAUCUAAUCUGUGGCAUGGCAGUUUCCAAGAGAAAGGUAGUCGUCAUUGCCGAUGAGUUUAUGGGUUGGGUGGUGCAUGAUUUGCCCGCCGUCGUACCCACGGCGGAGCUCUACCGUUUCCGUUGCCUCUCAGCUUUCUGCACCUCUUCUGACGCCUGGGAAGCUGCCGGAAAACCUGAAUUCGGGCAGGUACCUCAUGAAUCUCUGAACUUCUUGCCGUCGAAUGAGGGCUGUGUAUCGCCGGAGUUUGAGGAGUUCAUUGAAUUGCAGAGUGGGUGUUGGGGUUUAAGCUCGGGGGAUAUUCUGAAUUCCAACCGUGAAAUAGAAGGACCUUUCAUUGAUCUUCUCGCAAAGCUUUCAAAUAGAUCCCAGUUUGCUAUCGGCCCAUUCAACCCGAUUUCUCUCAGCAGCUCAAUCGACGGCACGAAUCGUCACAGAUGCCUGAAAUGGCUGGACGGGCAGGCAAAAGACUCUGUUUUGUUCGUAUCCUUUGGAACGACGACUUCACUUUCCGGCGACCAAAUAACAGAGCUGGCCGUGGGGCUGGAACAGAGCAUGCAGAAAUUCAUUUGGGUCCUCAGAUAUGGUGACGGUAGAGAAGUUAUGGUGAGGCCGGAGCUGCCGGAGGGGUACGAGGAAAGAACACGGGAAAGAGGGAUCGUGGUCCGGGACUGGGCCCCGCAGCUGGAGAUUCUCGGGCACGCGUCGACGGGCGGUUUCUUGAGCCAUUGCGGGUGGAAUUCGUGCAUGGAGAGUAUUUCGAUGGGAGUGCCGGUGGCGGCCUGGCCGGUGCACUCCGACCAGCCGAGGAACGCCACGCUGAUGACGCGUGGGCUGGGGAUCGGAAUCAGCUUGAUGGAUUGGGAACGGCGGGGUGAAGUAGUGAGACGGGAAGAAGUUGUGGAAGGUGUGAAGAAGCUGAUGGCGUCUGCAGACGGGGAUGAAAUGAGGCGGAACGCCGUCAAACUGAGUGAGAGCGUGAAAAAGUCAGUCACUUCCGGUGGCGGCGGCUACAACGAGUUUAAGUCCCUCAUUGCUCACAUCACGAGCUAGAUUUGUUUUUCAAUUUCAUGCAGAGUACUAGCAAGGUACUCGAUUGCGCUUUGAUUUUAAGACUAUCCUAAAGAAAUAAAGAGGAUGCGUAGAAAAAAUGUGUAAAAAAAAAGUGUACAAAUAACUUUUCUCAAGUAAUAAAGCAAUUCAAACUAGUUACAUUGCAUGAGGUGGUUGUUGGAAUGUAAUCAUAACAAUGUAC